CGUGGCUUCCCCAAACUGGGCGUGGCCUGGGAGUAGUCAUGAGGCAGUGCUGGUAGACCGGGCUGUUUGCAAAGAGAGAAGGCGGAGGGCUCUUGCGAAUCAAUAAAAAAUGGCAGAAGAGGAACUCCGAGCCAUUAUACAAAGAUGUCAAAUUUUAGACGAAGCAGAUUUCAAAGGGGAAGACUUUAAUCUCUUCCAAGUUGCAGGGCAGAAGUGCUUGGAAGAAGGGUAUAUAUCUGAAGUACUGGAAGUUGUCCAAAAUGAGAAAAAUGUGGUAAUUGUUAAAAGCAUGGGCUGGAAUCUGAUUGGACCUUUGAUCAGAAGCAUACUAAAGCACAAACAAGAUGAAAUUGAGAGAAAACAAUGCCUGACAAUGCUAGAAAGGUUGAUACAGGUUUGCAGUCCAAAAGAACUUCUACUGGGUUUUCUGGAGCAGAUUGAACAAGCUUCUCAAGAAAAUGUGUCCCAAACUAUCUUGAUUUUGCUUGACCCCUUGCAUGAAGUGCUUCUGAAACUUGGUAAUAAGAAAGCAUAUUCAGUGGGUUUGUCGCUGUCGACCAUUUUGGACCAGCUCUCACUUCUGCCAGUUCCUUACACAAAACAUCAACUAGAAGAAGAUGAACAUGGUCUUUGCCGGUGCUGUACUGCUUUACCAUGUUUCGUUAGACCUUUUGUAGAUGAGGUUGUCCAACACUUGGAGGACUCAUCGAAUAGAGGUUGCAGAGAGCUGAAGGAGGAGUUGCUAGCAUUUUGCCUGAAAAGCAUAAAAUAUCCCCUGUUGGUGGCAGAGCUUGAUCAUGUGCCUGAAGAAACAGCUGAGAAUCCCUUUAGGCAAUUUGCUGCUGAUAUACUAGACAUUUUGCAGGACAUUAGAGAAUUGUUUCCAAAAGUGUUCUCUCAGCAUGGAUGUAGAAAUGAAAGCUGGGAUGAUGAAGAAUUAACAAAAAUAGACCACGAACAGCAUGCAGAUUCUUUGGCAUGUUUGUCUUACUUGAUAUUUGUUCAGAACUGCUUUGGCCUUAACUGCUUUCCAACAAUUUUUGACCCAUCCUACAUUCUGCAGUGCAACAUGGUUCACAUUAAAGUUCUGCUGAACAAAAAAGAAGAACCUGUUUUAUCAAAAGGACUUGCUCUGUUGGAGAAUUGUCUGUUGAGGCUGGAAAAUGAUAGCCUUCACACGGAGCGCUUGGACUUCAAAGUCUUUGUUGCAACAUCUGAGGAUUUGGUAAAAGUUGCUACAAUGUGCCCUUUUGAACCCUUGAGAAAAAAGAGUUUAAAGGUUUUGCAGCUGUAUAUUGACAAGUUUGAAGAAGAAGGAAAAUAUAUAUUGUUCAGGUGUUUGUUGCAAAGUAGUAAUCAUUCUGGCAUGGAAGCAUACAUCAUUCAGAACAUUAAAAAUCAGAUUGAUUUAGCCUUACAGAAACCAGAAGGCAGCAGUUUUUUUCUUGGGAACACACUGAUCAAACUACUAGACAAUGUGUUACUUCUUCCAGAAGGUGCUUCAACGGAUCUUCUCCAAAACUCAGACAGGAUUAUGGCAGCACUAAAUCUUCUACGAUAUUUAUUCAUUAAGGAUAAGGAAUAUGAAAAUCGAACCUCUUUGUGGAAAGAACUUUACAAGAUUCAACAGACAUUCUUGAAGCCCUUAUAUACUGCACUUUUUCUAUCAAAACAACACUAUAAAGCAGAAAUAAAACGUCGAAGAGAAAACAAAGGAGAGUCUUCCACUUCUGCGACAUCCACAUCUAUAACAGUAGGCGGGAAAAAGAUGUCUAAACUGACAUCUCAAAUGGAGCUUCAGGUACUUCACUCAGCGCUUGUUACUUUUGAUUUAAUCGAAAGCAUUCUGGCCAGAGUCGAAGAACUCACAGAUACUUUUUCCUACUAAAUUUCUGGGAUCAAAUAAAGCACUUUGUCUCCCUUGCUCUAAAUUUUCACAUCAUGCACUGUAUUUAUAUUUCUGACACUGUGAUUUAAAUUUGUAUUUCUGGCACUGUGAUUCGAAAAUAUAAAUGUAAAUGUUAUAUAUAUCCUGAGUGGUGAAUGUAUAGGCUGCUGAAAAGAAGUCCAAGGAAUAGAAUGUAUUUAAAAACCCUUUGGGUUUAAGCUUGUAUUUAGCAUACCUGUUAAAUACACAGUGUGUCUCAGACUCUGCUGAACCAGACUACAUUUUAGUGAUCUGAACUAUUCUUUUCACUGCCAGGAGUAUGCAUAACCAGAGUGUGAGGAACAUAAUAAGCUUUAUGUGAUGUAGCAUAAUACAUGUAAAUCAAUGUAACUACAAAUGGAAGUGGGAAAAUAUCCUGGAAGGUUCACAUAGUUAUAGUCAGUAUGCUGGGCCCAGAUUUCUUGUUACACAAGCUAGCGAAAGUGGAGGAAGCAGUCUUUGCUAAUCUCUUCUGCUCCCUGAAAAUCUGUUCCAGAUGGUUGUGGGGCCCCUCUAUAGUAGCAUGGGACAACAGUAUAGGAAAAGGAAGAAUGAGUAAAAUGCCCUUUUCAAUUGGAUCUCUUCUGAUGGAUUUUCCAUCGGCUUCAUGAGUGUAAAAAGUCCUUCUGUUCCCAGAAUAGUUGGUCUGACCAAAUCCUGUAGAAUCAAUCUGCAGUGCAGAGAAAAGAGCUUACAAGAGUUAUCACAGUUUUUAAUACUGCACCUGAAUAGUUCAGUAUUAAAUGGUUCACUUUCAUGUA
Anolis carolinensis (green anole) is the source of this 2688-nucleotide messenger RNA. It is a transcript of the gene glmn, whose product is annotated as glomulin, FKBP associated protein. Gene Ontology annotation, cellular component: cytoplasm. The transcript has 19 exons. The record is from RefSeq and is a predicted model, not a curated record. Lineage: Eukaryota; Metazoa; Chordata; Lepidosauria; Squamata; Anolidae. The coding region runs from base 110 to 1888 and encodes 592 amino acids. Gene Ontology annotation, molecular function: ubiquitin-protein transferase inhibitor activity.